This is a messenger RNA of Caenorhabditis remanei, 396 nucleotides long. RefSeq lists its product as uncharacterized. The transcript has 4 exons. The coding region runs from base 1 to 396 and encodes 131 amino acids. The record is from RefSeq and is a predicted model, not a curated record. NCBI's taxonomy places the organism in Eukaryota, Metazoa, Nematoda, Chromadorea, Rhabditida, Rhabditidae.
AUGUUGACGAAUAACGGAAUUGGAAUAAACAACAAGUUGUGGACAUUCGGAGCAGUAACAAAAACAGAAGGACAAAGAAGAGUGAUAAUUCCAAACCAAACAGAAGAAACUAUUCGUCAUUUUUCUGAUAAAUCACCAGAAGAAGCGUAUCAACAACUGUUUGAUGCAUACUUCAAAAAUAAGAUAAUCAGACCCUAUUGGAUUCAAUAUCGAAACAGAGCGACUCAAUCUAUCGCUUAUGACAUUUGGAGUGAUUUGGUCAUGAUAGUCGAAAUGAAAAAUCCGAAACACCUCAAAUUAGAGUUUCGUGGUGAGACUCAAGGAGUUUUGGACAAACCAGAGAUAAAAACUGCAAGACACUUGCUCUCCAUGUCUACAAUCCAUUUCAAUCGUUAG